AUGGCAGCGAUCGCGCCGCCGAGUGCGGGGGACCGGCGGAAGGCGGAAGCCGGUUGGCGCAAGGACAGGUCACAUUGGCGGAAGGGCGACUGGCGGAAGGGCGACCGGGGGAAGAGUCAUGGGCGCAAGGGGGACGCUUUGACGGUGGAGUUCGGGGAAGGGCGGAGUGUUGUGCUGGAGGGGGGAAGGCGAUUGGCGGAAGUGGGGACGUGGGGAAUCGGCGGGCCUGCGGAGUGGCUGGCGGAGGUGACGACAGUAGAUGAGAUGGCGGCAGUGCUUAGGUUCUGCCACACCAAUUCCAUCCGCGUGGUGGUGAUAGGCAAGGGCUCCAACUGCCUGUUUGAGGACCGCGGAUACAAGGGGUGUGUGAUCGUCAACAGAAUCGCGUACAAGCGCGUGGAGCUUAGAUGUGCUGCUGCUGCGCAUGUUGACAUAGCCAGCAGCGCCAGCCACAGAGACAGCAGCACAAGCAACAGCAACAGGAACGACAGCAAAGACAGCAACGGCAGCAGCAGCAGCAGCAGCAGCAGCAGCAGCAAUUCUGCAGGCGCCAUUAUCAACAAUCAGAGGGCUCAAAUCGAUGCUCUGGUGCAGGUGGGGGGAGGGUACCCGUUCAACCUGCUGGGCGUGGAGUGCUCUCGGGAAGGCCUCUCAGGGCUGGAGUUUGCAGGCGGCAUUCCCGGCACCGUGGGGGGCGCUGUGUUCAUGAACGCAGGGGCGGACGGGCAGGAAACAGCGGACUGUCUGCUCUCAGUGGAUGUCCUCUCUCCCACCGGCACUCUCCUCUCCUUCUCUCGCUCCGAUCUCACCUUCGCGUAUCGCCACUCGCCCUUCCAGCACAUGCGGGACUGUGCUGCCAUAGUGGGAGCAACUUUCGGGCUGAGGAAGACCAGUGAGGCACGGGACAGGCAACGGAAGUACAUGGACAGGCGUCGGCAGUCUCAGCCUAUUGCAGAUCGAUCCGUUGGGUGCAUAUUCCGCAACCCUGCACCCCCAUUCGAUUCUGCUCCCCCCUCUACCUCGGGAUCCUCCUCGCCCCCAGCCGGUUUACCAGCAGCUGGUGCUUCAGCGGUUCCUCUCCCUGCCUCAGCAGGUGCCCUGAUAGACCGGGCUGGGUUGAAGGAUCUGUGUGUUGGAGAUGCUUUUGUGUCACCAAUGCAUGCUAAUUUUCUGGUGAAUGGUGGGGCGUGCAGUAGUGAGGAUAUGGAAGGGCUGAUUGUGGAGGUGAAGAAAAGGGUGAAGGAGGAAUUUGGGGUGGAACUCGUAGAAGAGUCCCGGGCAUUCCAACCGUCGGCCAUGGCGUCUGCCGUCGCGCUUCAAGGUAGCACGUUGACCUCGAGUGGCCUGCUCGCCGCGCCUCGGCUCAGUUCCAACAAGCCGCGCUGCGCCUCUCUCGCCUCAACCCUAGUACCGCUGCCACGCAAGCUUACCUCUUCUAGGACCACACCCGCGCAGCCUUUUUCCCGUCAAAGGUGCAGCGUCGCUGUAAAUGCUCAAGCACCCCCGUCUUCCACUCCUCAAGACGAGUCAGUCCCGGCUUCGCGGCAACUUCCAUGCCUUCCGUCGUCGUUAACUGAAGCCACAACUUCUCUCCUCGACGUUCUUAAAGCCGCAGUUAAGCCUGCGCUCGCCGCGCUCCUAAUCUCCGCCGUCCUCGCCGCCGGCGCCCCGGACGCCGCGCUCGCCGCGCAAGGCGGCGGCAGAAUCGGAGGAAGCGGCUUCGGCGCCUCCCGCAUGCGCUCCUACGCUCCGCCGCCCUCCGCCCCCCGCGGCGGAUACUCCUACUCCGCUCCCCCGGUGAUCGUCGGCCCGUCCGUCCCGUUCUUCGCGCCGUCCCCGUUCUUCUUCUUCGGCCCGUCCGUCGCCUUCGGCGGCGGCGGCGGGCUCUUUAAUCUCCUGGUGAUCGGGAUCGUCAUCUGGUUCGUGUCGCAGUCCGUCAUGGGGUUCCUGAGCUCGGCUCAGGAGGAGGGAGUGUGGCAGGAGACGCAGCGGAGCAGCGUGGUGAGGCUGCAGGUCGGCCUGCUAGGCUCGGCACGGCGCCUGCAGCGGGAUCUGGAUCGGAUCGCGGAUCGCGCGGAUGCGAGCUCGCCCGAGGGGCUUCACUACAUCCUGCAAGAGACGGUGCUGGCGCUGCUGCGCAAUCCAGACUACUGCAUUUACGGCUUCUCCUCCUCAGAGGUGAAUAGCGACUCGUACGCGGGAGAGGCAGCGUUUAACCGCAUGAGCAUGGAGGAGCGGAGCAAGUUCAAAGAGGAGACUCUGGUGAAUGUGGACGGUAUCAGGCGACGAAUCACGCGCAAUCCCUCCAACGACCGCAUGAAUUCCGAGUACAUUGUGGUGACGGUGUUGGCAGCAACAGAGGGCACGCUUCGCCUGCCGGAGAUCAAAUCUGCGAGUGACCUGAGGGAAGCCCUGACUCGCCUCGGCUCCAUUCCUGCUGAUGAGCUUCAGGCGGUGGAGGUGCUCUGGACGCCCCAAGACGAUGAGGAUACCCUCACAGAGCGCGACCUGCUGCUUGACUACCCUCGCCUGCGGCCGCUGUGA
Closterium sp. Yama58-4 is the source of this 2544-nucleotide messenger RNA. NCBI's taxonomy places the organism in Eukaryota, Viridiplantae, Streptophyta, Zygnematophyceae, Desmidiales, Closteriaceae. The record is from the annotation of a GenBank genome assembly.